Messenger RNA from Drosophila arizonae, 1149 nucleotides. RefSeq lists its product as uncharacterized. The record is from RefSeq and is a predicted model, not a curated record. NCBI's taxonomy places the organism in Eukaryota, Metazoa, Arthropoda, Insecta, Diptera, Drosophilidae.
UUUUGGUUUUUUUUUUUCUUUUCGAAAAAGUUUUUGAAAAUGGAGUUGAAUUAUGGUCCGAUUAUUUUAACUGCGCUUAUUGCCGUAUGUGACCACUACUGGGGCAUCACGCUCACAGAGCCGGAUAUGCACGAGCCGGACAUAACGUCGGUGAUGUUCAUUUGUUCGGUGAUUAUGAUCUUGAUGCAUCCAUCGAUGGUAGUGCCCUUCGGUUGUCGCGCGGGCAUCUUUCUGUAUGUGGGCCUCUGCCUGGUCAUACACUAUCUCGUCCUGGCAUAUCCGUGGACCUGUUUCAAUCGAUUGCUCGUCAAGCUCUUACCUGAAGCGGUCAUUCUGCCCUUCUCGUGCCGCAUGCUCGUCUCGACGGCCAUGAUGAUCAUCGCCAUAAGCCACUGGCGCCGUCGCUCUAACGACGCCAUCAACGAUGCCAUCAACGAGGUGUACAUGGAAAUCCUUGGCAAUGGCGGCUUCUUUCCAUACAUGGACAUGUUCCCACUGAACAGUGGCAUGCACUUCUGUAAAAUAGCUCGAUUCUUCAUUAACAAUUGCAACCGUGACGAUAUCGGCGUACAUGUGCUGGCUACCGAGAGCAACGAUCAAUUCAUCUGCUGUGAUAUGAAUAAUACCAUCAUGCCCAUACCUGUCGAACCGCCGCCAUUGCCAAAUAUCGAUCAGCUACGCGAUGAGAUCAGCCGCUGCUUGCGCCAGUCACCUCAACUUGACUGAUGCGAUUGCCAGCAAUUUUUCUUUUAUAGUCGUUACUGUUGUUGUUGUUUUUUUUACAGCAAUAGGACCAGCUCAACGCCAAGUCACAUCUGAUGUUGACUCUCAUUCUGUGAAUUCCGUGAACUCCAUAAAUCCGCAUUUUAACCAGCUCUACCAUCUCAAUACGCGAGCUUAUCAAGCCUGGGAAGGCAGGCUUGUGGAUAAUUAGGUCAUUUUUAGUCGUAGUUUUUUAUACAUAUACCUGUUUUUUUUUUCUAACAUUUUUUCAUCAUGAACCUUAAAUUCGGACGGACAAAAUUUUCAGUGUAAUAGUCACUUAAGCAUAUGGAUAGAUAGCUCCCCUAAAUACGUAUAGACACCUUUGCCACAACAGCAAAAAUUCCUUGAUAGUACGAUAUAUAUAUAUAUUAUAUUGGAAGCAUA